AUGGCCACCUACACCUCUCGUCAUCCUAGCAGCUAUGCUCCUCACCAGAAGUCUUUGCCCAUCAUCGUUCCCAAGACUGCCACUUAUAGCUACCCUUCUUCCAAAGUUGCCGCCUCCCCACCAGAGUUGCCCGACACCAGCACAUCUUAUGGUGGAAGUCGAAUCUCUGCCGGCUCUUACUCGGCCAGAUCCAGCAAUUGUGACUAUGCCCCGAGUUUGAGCAGCGGCGAUUAUGACUCCUACAAUUCUCCUCCCGGAGUUGAUGUCGUUGACAUCCUCAGCGAGAGAAUGAACAACGCUUUCGAUCCCAUUCGCAUGGAUCGCUCGCUGGCCCAACAGGCCCAGACUUCCGGUCAGCUCAAUGCCAAGGAGCGAGAAUUGCAAGAAUUACGAGCCCUCGCGCAAAGGCGAUUGAAAACCGCGAGGGUGAACUUUGCGGAAGGCGUCGAAGCGGCCCGCGAAGCACGCAGAGACCUUGAUUACACGUCCAAAAAGAUCUCGUAA
This is a messenger RNA of Capronia coronata CBS 617.96, 504 nucleotides long. RefSeq lists its product as uncharacterized. The record is from RefSeq and is a predicted model, not a curated record. Gene Ontology annotation, cellular component: endosome; BLOC-1 complex. Gene Ontology annotation, biological process: endosome organization; regulation of protein localization. NCBI's taxonomy places the organism in Eukaryota, Fungi, Ascomycota, Eurotiomycetes, Chaetothyriales, Herpotrichiellaceae. The transcript is spliced from 2 exons. Bases 1 to 504 code for a protein of 167 amino acids.